UUAAUUCUGGCUCCGACCAAUGUGGAGGGGGCCUGCCGCGGAGUCAUGGAGCCGAGUGGCCCGAUUGUGGUGGCCGCGGUGAUCGCUGUGUGGGUGGCCCUCAGUGCAAGUCUUAUAAUAUUUAACGCCGAGCUGCUGAGCAGCUUCCGGCAUCCAAUCCUCUUGACUUGCUGGCACCAGUUUGUUAGCGUCGUCCUUAUUCAGUGGCCUGCGGCAAGAUUUCCCUCGCUUGUCUCCACGGGCGACCCCGAGAAGGGGGUUGCUCCGUUAACUCUGUGGUCGGCCGUGAGGCUGGGGCUUCCCGUGGCGCUGUGCCAGAGCAUCGGCCUGGUGUCUGGGAACACGGCGGUGAUGUACUUGAGCGUCGCGUUCUGCCAGAUGAUCAAGGCGUUCACCCCCGCGUUCGUGUACGCCAGCGGCUGCGCCUUCGGCACUCAGCAGUGGUCGGUCCCGAUCGUGAAGUGCCUGUGCGUCAUCACCUUCGGCCUGGCGGUCACCAGCGUAGGCGAGCUGAACUUUCACCUGUUUGGCUUCGUGAUGCAGGUGAUCGCCUUGCUGUCGGAGGGUCUGCGCAUCACCUUCCUGGAGUUGCGCCUGAAGGCUAACGGGCACAAGCUGACGGCGCUAUCCUCAGUGAUGGUGUUCGCCCCGAUGGUCUGCGUGAUGUUGUUCCUCUCGGCCCUACUCUUCGACCAGUCGGCCUUCAACGCGGAGCAGAUUACCAAGAUCGGCGUGGGGGUGUUUUGCGCCAACGCCUUCGUGGCCUUCCUGUUGAACCUCGCGAUCUACCUGGCCAUACAGUGCGCUUCUGGUCUUAUCUUCACGCUGGCGGGGAUCUUGAAGGAUUUCCUGAUCGUUGCUGGGAGCUGCGUGAUCCAAGGCACCCAGAUAUCGACCACCCAGCUCGUCGGGUACACGAUCGCGAUGCUGGGCCUCCAGGCGUACGGCAUGGUCAGCAGGUCGCCCGCGGACUUCGAGGACGGCGUCGUGGUGGCCAUGCUCCGGAAGGCCCUCGAGUGCGAGAAGCAGGUCCGCGAGCCCCUGCGCCCGAGCGCCGCAGGGCCCAGUGGGCCUGGCAGCGGCGGCGAGGACGACGAGGAGUCGAACCAGGGCCCGGCCAAGCCAGUGGCAGACCGGGGCUGCUGA
Messenger RNA from Prorocentrum cordatum, 1146 nucleotides. The record is from the annotation of a GenBank genome assembly. Lineage: Eukaryota; Dinophyceae; Prorocentrales; Prorocentraceae.